Ananas comosus (pineapple) is the source of this 2166-nucleotide messenger RNA. RefSeq lists its product as uncharacterized. The record is from RefSeq and is a predicted model, not a curated record. NCBI's taxonomy places the organism in Eukaryota, Viridiplantae, Streptophyta, Magnoliopsida, Poales, Bromeliaceae. Bases 654 to 1211 code for a protein of 185 amino acids. The transcript has 4 exons.
AUUCAGCAUUGGUACAUAAUCACUUGGCUGGCAUUUCCUUAUUCUACCUGAUACUCUACCCAUGCUUAGAUGUUUAGUAUCGUUCUUUACUAGCCUUAUUACCUGUUGUUGUGAUUACAUGGCCCUUAAACUGCCUCACUACUUGUGAUCGUUAUCAUGCAUCCUGGUAGACAUGUUCAUAUUGACUAUGAUUCUCGACUGGUAGUAUCACAGGUACUUGAUUAUAGACAUCAUAUUAUCGGUUAUGACACAUGACAAGUAGGCAAAUAACUUGUUUUAUAUAUAUGUAUAUAUACAUAUAUGUAUAUAUGUAGAGUUGGGUUGUCUUAUGUUCAGUCAUGGAUUCACAUGGUUAAUUUGGAUAUAUGUACCGAUUUAUUUUGUUUAGUUAAGUUUCCUUUCAUUGUGCCUGGAUCAUGAUAAUCGGUUUUAUGUAAUGGUUUUGUUUUAGAAUAGUUAUCUCUUUUCUCGUGAUCUCGGAUUUAAAAAAAAUGCUUUUAUGUAAAGGAACCAGAGAAUGGAGGUGAUUUGUAUUUUGAUUGUGGGGACUGGAGUGAUAUGUUCAGUGUAUUCGGAGAUUGGAGGGCUUGUCAUGUCUAUAGGGUUCGGAGGAAACAUUAUCAAUCAUGCUGCUGGUUAUUGUAGUGUGAGUCAUGUGCUUGAUGGUUGUAACAGUAGGAUGUGUAUAUCCUAUUUUGAUAAAUUAUUGUAUGCUUUGUAUCCCGCUGUCGUGCAUGCAUAGCAAAGACUGUGUCCAUGUAGACAAGAAGUUUUGUGCAUAUGAUGUAUCUAUAGACAAGAAGUUUUGCCUAGACCUAAUCAAGCAAUUUUUCGAAUCCGUCCAGUUAAUAGGUGCUUUGCUACUAUUGCCGGUGAUGGUGAGAGCUUCAACAUUACGUACUACGGUGGGUUCAAGCGCCUCUUCGUCACGGGCAACGACAACACCAAGUCAUGUUGGGUCGUCUUCAAUUGGGUCUGAUUUACCUUCAUCCCCUCCUGAUACAGCAAAUUCUACAAGAGUGAGGAAGAAGGGUCGGGGGGUGACUAAAAAUGUUAAGUGGUUUAAAAAGUUUAAGCCGGGAGAAAAGAGUGCAGUAACGAUCGAUAAUGACUUAAGAAGAGUAGUGGCAAGUGAUGUUGUACAUUUUUGUUGGGAUCAAAAAAUUUUGAAAUUUGAAAUUCAAAUUGAGAAUAUAGAAGGAAGGGGAUAAAAUGAAUUGAGGUGAUUAAUAGUUGCCAUAGAUGACCAACUACUAAAAGGAAAAGAAAUAAAAAUAUAUUGUUACCUUAUUUUUAAAAAUAUUUGAAUUGUUGCCCAAAAUGAAGAGGUCCAAAAAAACCACUAUAAAUUGGACCAUGAGAUUCAAAAAUAAAUUCUCUGAGAGAGAGGGGGAAAAAAAAAAGAAACAAAAAGAAACAAAAAAAAGCAAAAAAAAAAGAGAAAAGAAGAACAAAAAAAAGAAAAAGAAAAAGAAAAAGAAAAUCUUUUGUUCAUCCCCCCCAUUCUCUUGCCGUGCAUCAGCAACAAAGGGAGGGGGUGUGCUCACAGCACACCCCCCAAUCCGUACACAAAAGAACAAAGAAAGAAAGUCGUCUCUUUCAUUUUGCGGCGGCGCGGCGACGACAACGACAACGACGACUUCGACAACGGCGGCUGUGACGACUUCGACGACGACAACGGUGUGCAAGGAGGCCUCAUGACCUCCUCUUUCUUCUUCUUCCCCGACGACGGCGGAUUGGUGUAUACGUGCAAAUGUAUAGUCACGAUUUAUUUGUUGGUUUGAUCAACACGACUGUCUUCGUUUUAGGUUGACCCGAUCAAAUCCGGCAUUGGAUCGUUACUAUAUCGUACGCACGUAUUCACUAAACGUCCAUCUCCUCAACAUCGACGAAAGAUUUACACGAGCGUGCGAAUGACGCGACGACGAACCUCCAACCGAUUUGAUUGUGCGGCCGUUUUCGUGAUAGGCUCGACACGCUCAAAUCUCAAAAAAAAUAAAUGAUAAUAAAAUAAAAUAAGAUAAUAAAAUAAAUAUUUGAAUUGCCGUCUUCGUGAUAGGCUAGAUCCAAUUUGACAUAAACCGGGUCGCUGUCUUCGUGAUAGGCUUGACCCGAGUCCGAUUAAUUGAGACGGGUCGCCGUCUUCGUGAUAGGCUUGACCCGAGU